GGAACUUGCUAGAGGAGAACACCCAUUUUCACGACACGGCUAGAAGCAUAGAACGACACGAUCAGGAUUGGAGUGUUACCACAACACCAAUACCGCUAUCCGCACCGACCGGCAGCCCGCCGGACAGCGUCACCUGCUCGUCAAUUUCACCGCAACAUUCUCUCAUCCCAACAUCAUCACCAUCGCCAUCUCAUCAAUAUCCCGAAUUAAAACCUCACUACUUUCACAUCCCCAUCAUCUCAUCACUGCCCGAAGUCCCCUAGUCUACUACCGCAACUCUCAAAAUGGGACCCAAGCCCACCCCGAACCGCGCACUCUCUCUCACGCGCACCGAAAAGACCGAACUGGCAACCACCCUCGAGCUUCUCACCCGCCUCUACGUCCGCAAUCUGAACCAGCACCGCCGCAGCCACUGGUUCAGCUCCCUCGUCGCGUUCCGCAAGCAACUAGGCCUCCUGCUCGGAGAAAUUGAGGCCGCUACUGAGGGUAUCAAGAGCUUGAAGGGGAAGAAGGCGCAAGAGGCGAAGGAAGAGAGGGAGAGGAAAGUCACGGAGAGGCUGGGGUUUUGGGACGAGGUGUGCCAUGGGUGGUAUUUGACGUUCACCCAGCUCCUCGCGGCGGGCCAAUUCGCGGUACUUGGACUCGUGCUUAUGGCCGCGGUGGCGAGGGUAUGCAAGCUAGUCGGCAUUACCGAGUUCUAUCAGGACUUUGCGAGCGAGGAUAUGAAAGAAGUCUUGCAGGGUGUAGCUCAAGCAGGAGACGAGGGAGAAGAUUUCGGGGAGGUAAUUGAGAGGACUCAAUUCGGGGAUGAAGGCCUUGAGUUCUGAACCAACGGACGAUGGAUCGAAGGGCCUCAGGAGGGCGGGCAACGAUUGAGAUGCAUUUGGGGUCUGGUUUUCGGGU
Messenger RNA from Mytilinidion resinicola, 903 nucleotides. RefSeq lists its product as uncharacterized. Gene Ontology annotation, molecular function: rRNA primary transcript binding. Gene Ontology annotation, cellular component: ribonuclease MRP complex. The transcript is spliced from 3 exons. The record is from RefSeq and is a predicted model, not a curated record. Gene Ontology annotation, biological process: nuclear-transcribed mRNA catabolic process, RNase MRP-dependent; maturation of 5.8S rRNA from tricistronic rRNA transcript (SSU-rRNA, 5.8S rRNA, LSU-rRNA). NCBI's taxonomy places the organism in Eukaryota, Fungi, Ascomycota, Dothideomycetes, Mytilinidiales, Mytilinidiaceae. Bases 285 to 827 code for a protein of 180 amino acids.